AUUUCCGGCAGGCUCGUGCGAUCACGGCGCAGAGUGGGCGUUCAAUCCAUCUUUCUCAGCUCAUACAUGACUGUACCGUUAACGCUGCUUCGGUCGGAGCGCCUCCAGUUGUGACACCCACGGUUACGGUCGCCCCGGGAAAAGAUGACAGAAAGCGCCGGCAACAAGCUGCUGAACGGAGACGCUUCUCAUCUGACCUCGAACGGCAAAAAAACGAGCAAAAAUGGCUUCGUGAAGAACCACUGCCCGUUCCAACAGCCACAGAAGUAUCGCCGCCCGAGGGACAAGAACCAAAAUGUCACACACAACUCCAACCUGUACAAGAAGCCCUUUGUGGAAUCCUUUGAGGAGACUCCUCUGCUGGUGGCGGUGCUCACCUACAUGGGUUAUGGUAUCCUAACCAUCUUCGGGUACCUCAGGGACUUUCUUCGCCACUGGAACAUUGAGAAGUGCCAUGUGGCCCGGGAGAGGGAGGAACAGAAGGAUUUCGUCCCUCUCUAUCAAGACUUUGAAAACUUUUACACCAGAAACUUGUACAUGAGAAUCCGAGACAACUGGAACCGCCCCAUUUGUAGUGUCCCUGGUGCCAAGAUGGACCUGGUGGAGAGAGUUUCCCGUGACUACAACUGGACCUUUGAGCACACAGGCAAAGUUGUGAAGAAUGUGAUCAACAUGGGCUCAUACAACUACCUUGGCUUUGCUGAGAACACUGGGGCUUGCGCUGAUGCUGCUGUUGAGGCCACACACAAGUAUGGAGCUGGAGUGGGAAGCACUCGCUGUGAGAUGGGGAACCUGGAUAUUCAUGAGGAAAUGGAGAAGUUAGUUGCCAGGUUCCUGGGUGUUGAGUCAUCCAUGGCCUUUGGUAUGGGCUUUGCAACCAACUCCAUGAACAUUCCUGCUCUCACUGGAAAGGGUUGUCUUAUCUUGAGUGAUGAGCUGAAUCAUGCGUCGCUGGUGCUGGGUGCCCGCUUGUCUGGCUCCACAAUUCGGGUCUUCAAACACAACAACAUGCAAAGCCUGGAAAAGCUGCUGAGAGACGCUAUUGUUCACGGCCAGCCAAGAACCCAUCGACCUUGGAAAAAAAUUCUCAUUGUGGUGGAGGGCAUAUACAGUAUGGAGGGAUCCAUCGUGCGUCUACCAGAGAUCAUUGCUCUGAAGAAGCGCUACAAGGCCUACCUGUACCUGGACGAGGCACACAGUAUCGGGGCCCUGGGGCCUAAUGGCAGAGGAGUAGUGGACUAUUUUGGCCUGGAUCCCAAAGAUGUUGACAUCAUGAUGGGAACGUUCACCAAGAGCUUUGGUGCUGCUGGUGGAUAUAUUGGAGGCAAAAAGGAACUAAUCGACUACCUGCGGUGCCACUCUCACAGUGCCCUGUAUGCCACCUCCAUGUCUCCUCCUGUGGCCCAGCAGAUAAUCACCUCCAUGAAGAUCAUCAUGGGAGAAGAUGGGACUACACUGGGCGCUGAUCGCCUCAGACAACUUUCAGAAAACACCACUUACUUCCGCAGGAAACUCCACGACAUGGGCUUCAUCAUCUACGGCAACGAUGACUCACCUGUUGUACCCAUGAUGCUGUACAUGCCUGCAAAAAUUGGGGCCUUCGGUCGGGAGAUGUUGAAGAGAAAUAUCGGCACAGUGGUCGUGGGAUUCCCGGCGACACCUAUCAUCGAGUCCAGAGCACGUUUCUGUGUGUCUGCUAGUCAUACCAGAGAGAUGCUUGAUACAGCGUUGGAGGCCAUCAGUGAAGUAGGCGACCUCCUGCAGCUGAAGUACUCCAGACAUGAGCCGCCUCUCCCAGCUUUGGGCUGGAUGUCUGAGGAGAGCCUGCUUCAGCACUGAGACGUUUGAUCCUCCAUGCGUCAUAUCGUGUCUUCUACUCUAACUUUCUGUCCCUCCCCUACUUCACCUGUUCUGUCUAAUAUCCCUUUCCUUCUUCUGAGCCAGUCUCGCCACACCACCUGUCUUGUGGACACCUCAGAACCUCGGUCCAUGUAGUUUGUCAGACCUGCACAAUGGCAACUCUCUGUAGCCUGUGUUCAGUCUAUGAACUAUCCUUCACCAAUAACUAGGGGGGACCAAGUCACUCCCAUAUUUCCUUGUCUAUUGUUACAAUGUCUGUCCAGAGCCUUUCAAAUUGUCCUCUGACUGCAUUGGUCUAGUUUCAAGUCUUAAUCCUGUGUGCACAUUGAAUGUGUAUCCUAUUUGUGCAAUAAUAACAGAAAACGUGGAAUUCCUUUGUAAUUCCAACCACUUAGAGUAGACUAAUUGUUGCCACCAGUUUCUACUCGUGGCAAUAAUAAGAAAAAGAAAUUUGAUCAUUGCUAUGAUUCACACAAGGAAAAAACACAUGUAAAUAUUAUUUAAGUUUGUAACACUGCCUUAGGGUAGCAUCCCAAACCUCAAAGAGAGAUACAUUAUUUCACAGGAGUAACAUAAGCACGUGUUCUCCAUAUGUAUUUAUCUGAUGACAUUUUUUUCUAAUCAUUUUUACUUGAAGAGACUAUUGAAUAUUUGGUUCUUUCCCUAACCAAAGGAUAUAUAUGUAUAAAUAUAUUUUCUACUUUUUUCUUUCAAAUGCAAAGUAUGUUCCAAACGUUUAACAGGGAGAGAAUGCCAGGCAGCAAGACUAAGGAAUAUUUUUUACUGCUUAUUUUCUAUAAAUACUUCUCAGCCUUAUUUCCCGUUUGCACCUGCACUCAAAAAAUGUGAGCCCGGCGUCUUUAACAUUUCUAUACGCUAACGAGCUGCACAUGUGAUUGUUUUAUUUCCCUUCAGUCAUUUUCACUCAAGUGCUUUCAUGUGAACCGGCAUUUCCACCCCGCUCUUGGCACGACUGCGCGCCGUGACUUCGAUCUGUAUGCAUGAUGAUGAUGCUGCUCCCAUGCUUAUCGGACGUACAGAUGGUUUUGUGUAUUUAGUGUCUUUGUCAUCUUUCUGAUUUUGUGAGAAUUGUAAUCGUUUAUCUGAAAGGCAGCUCAAAACGUGUCCACAUGUAAGGUGUGUUUUUUUUGUUGUUGUUUUUUUUCAAUGACUACUUGUGUCUUAACAUCAGUGCAGCACUACUGACCGGCAUUAUAAAUGCAGAGAUGACGUAGCCACUGAAUUUGUUUGAGUAUGCUUUUUUUUUUAAACUUAUCUUAAUUUAUCAUCUGUGAUCACUGCAAGGAAUAACAUUCCAUAUCAACAUGCUUUGAUUGUCAGUUGUUUGUUGAAUUGUUUCUGUGUGUGAUGUCACCCUACGCGUCAAACAUCCCGUUCAUUAAUGUUUAUGUUGUCAUGUUAUUGAUGUAGUCCGUCAAAUAGCUGACAAGUUGUCUGUCAUUGUGACCAUUCCUACACAUGUUCACUAAUAUUAAACUCAACACAAGUUUCGAGAUGCUUUUGUUUCUAGCAUUUUAUUUAGUGCUUUUCAAGGUUUUCAUCCUUCAGAGAUUAGUCACAUUUUGUAUGAGUCAUUCCAAUGUUUUUGUUUUUUUCCAGAUAAAAUGGCCUGAAUAACAACUCUGUGAUGAAUUUUCUUAUAAUCUCCAAAGGUGGAAGAUGUAAUCUUGCACAAGUUGCACUUGUUAGAAACAAAACUGUUCUGACAUCUUUCCCUGUCAUCAAGCUUUCCCCUCAAGUCGUCUCCAGAAACAUCCAGUAUGUUGAGUUAGUUUUCUCUCUCUGAAGGCAAAAAUGUAAUUGCAAACAGCAUUGUGACUGUUACUGUCAGCCAGGCUUCUUCUCCCAAACUGGGGAUUUAAAGUCUAGCGAGAGUAUUCAUAAGAACUCUUUGAUGGAGUGUAACAUAUUCACACACACACACACACACACACACACACACACACACACACACACCUGCAAACUGACUUGCUUUAACCACUGGAAACUUUCUUAUCAGUUGCUUUUGCCCUCGUCUUUGGGUUGAAGAUAAACCACUUGAAGGAGUUUGUGAAGCCAUAAUGUUUGUUGACCGUGCUGUUGGAAACAGUGCUGAUUAAAUCACAUUCUUUAAAUCA
Messenger RNA from Betta splendens (Siamese fighting fish), 3998 nucleotides. RefSeq names its product serine palmitoyltransferase, long chain base subunit 2b (gene sptlc2b). The record is from RefSeq and is a predicted model, not a curated record. Gene Ontology annotation, molecular function: serine C-palmitoyltransferase activity; pyridoxal phosphate binding. The coding region runs from base 145 to 1839 and encodes 564 amino acids. Gene Ontology annotation, cellular component: serine palmitoyltransferase complex. The transcript has 12 exons. Gene Ontology annotation, biological process: ceramide biosynthetic process; sphingosine biosynthetic process. Lineage: Eukaryota; Metazoa; Chordata; Actinopteri; Anabantiformes; Osphronemidae.